Messenger RNA from Oncorhynchus tshawytscha (Chinook salmon), 312 nucleotides. It is a transcript of the gene pir, whose product is annotated as pirin. Gene Ontology annotation, cellular component: nucleus. Gene Ontology annotation, molecular function: quercetin 2,3-dioxygenase activity. Gene Ontology annotation, biological process: monocyte differentiation. Lineage: Eukaryota; Metazoa; Chordata; Actinopteri; Salmoniformes; Salmonidae. The record is from RefSeq and is a predicted model, not a curated record.
UGGAAGAUGAUAGGCUUAUAAUUCUGUUGUUGCCGACACACUGGGAGGAUUUGACAGCCUACAUUACGUGCUUGUCUGAUUGUAGUUGAUAUUCGGAGUAAAUUAUCUUGUUGAGUCCACAUCCAACUUCUGAAAGAGUUGUGAAGACGGUGUUGAGUGUGGAGCAGGUAGAAGGUGUGGGAGCCCAUGUCCGCAGAAGCAUAGGAAGAAAGGAGCUGAUUAACCUGGAUCCUUUCUUGAUGUUGGAUGAGUUCAAAGUCAAAAAGCCAUCUGGCUUCCCCGAUCACCCCCACAGAGGCUUUGAGACCGUGA